Molecule: messenger RNA, 2184 nt
Organism: Periophthalmus magnuspinnatus
Lineage: Eukaryota; Metazoa; Chordata; Actinopteri; Gobiiformes; Gobiidae
Product: E3 ubiquitin-protein ligase TRIM35-like
Exons: 2
Coding region: 65-1363 (432 amino acids)
Source: RefSeq, a predicted model, not a curated record
GUUUGCCAUCAGUCAGAGGAGUCAACAGAGAGACACAGGACACACCACUCCACCAGGAUCCAAGAUGGCGUCUCGCUCUGAGGACGAUCUGACUUGUCCCACCUGCAUGAACAUCUUCAACAACCCCGUGCUCCUCUCCUGCGGCCACAGCUCCUGCUCCGAGUGUCUGCAGCGAUGGUGGAAGGAAAACAAAAUGAAAAACUGCCCCCUAUGUAGAGCCAGAUGUACGACGGCCAAUCCACCGCGAAACCUGGCGCUCAAAAACCUCUGCGAGACGUUUCUUCAAGAGCAAGAGAAGAAAGCCAAUCCGGACGAGCUGAGGGAGAAGCUAACCGCGCUAAAGCUGAGGAUGGAUCAUUUACGAGAGCUCAAAGAUGGCUACGAUAAAAUUCUGGAUCACGUUAAAGCUCAGGUCAAAACCGUGGAACGCCAGAUUAAGAGGCAGUUCAGAACGUUGCACCGAUUUUUGGAGGAAGACGAAGAAGCGAGGAUUGCAGAUUUAAGGGAGGAGGAAGAGCGCAAAAGUCAAACGCUGAGGGAGCUGGUCGAAAACAUCGGCCGCGAAAUGGCGUCGUUGUCCGAGAUUGUCCGGGUGACGGAAGACGCGCUCGACGAGGAAAAUGCGUCUGGAGAAAAAUGCAAAACUGCGAUCGACAAAGCUAUGCAGCAACGAAAUACGCCGGAUGAUUCCAACGAGAGUCAGCUCAUUGACGUGACGAAACACGUUGGGAAUUUGAGCUUCAAAAUCUGGCAAAAAAUGCUUAAAGUCGUGCGGUACUAUCCUGUGAUCCUCGAUCCGAACACGGCGGGAAAUCUGUUGAGUUUAUCCGAAGAUUUGACGGCGUUUAAAGAAGGAGAAGACCAGAGACUUCCGGACACGAGGGAUCGACUUUCGCUCUUGUCUGUUUUAGGAUCAGAGGGUUACAGUUCCGGUAAACACAGUUGGGAUGUGCAGUUCGGGGAGUCAAAAUGUUGGGGCGUGGGAGUAAUCGAGAAAAAAAGACCCGAUCAUCGACUCGAAGAGGGAGACUCGUGGAGGUUAGUGAACGGAUUUUUCGGACUGAUGGCGCUCGAGCCGGACUACGAAGGCGUGGCCAUCCCGAGUCCGAGCGGGCUGGAAGUGACGCGGAUCCGGUUGGAGCUGGACUACGCUAGCGGAUCGUUAGCGCUCAUAAACCUGGACUCGUACACGCUCAUUCACAAGUUCAGACACAGGUUCAAGGGGAAAGUUUAUCCGUAUUUUUACAACUGGGACCAGAACAACAUCCGAGUCCUGCCGAAGCACUUUGUUCUAAACUCCAGGAAAAACGGCAUCGUUGUUCCGGACGGUAAAGAUGAUCCCACUCCAACUGCGAGGUACUGAAUACUUUCGGUGCUUCUCGGAAAUGUCGAAAACACCUGAAAAACUUGCCUCCUCUACUUUACGAAGCCGCGAGUCUGAUCACCGUCAAAUCUCCCUGAGCGACGGGCGGAUUAACCAAUCAGGCGCACGCAUCGAUCCAUCCAUAUCAAAACAAACAUGGCUGCUUACGAGGAAAAAAAAAAAAACGCACAAAACUAUCACCAGACUAAAAAACAUGGUGGAUUUCUGCAGAAUCAGCGAGCAAAACACUAAACUUUGAAUCUGAGGUGGGAGAAAUGUUUAUUUAUUUGUAAAUGAUGAACGGCCAAUGAGCUGCGUCGUUUCACACGUGUCACUGGAAUAAACAAAUCUGAUUGGACGAGACGGAUACCUCUUUAAAAAAUACAGACAGAUAGAUAUCGCUGUGGAUUUGCCAGAUAAAUGCACCAUAUAAAUACUGUUAUUGUGUAUUUGAGCAAGACACUUCACCUGCCGUGCUAUAAUGGGAUUUUGUCAGUGCGUUGGUCUAAAAAAAUGACAGUUAUUCCAACACAACAUUUACAAACUGAAACUGAAACUGAAUCCCGUGUCUCGCAGGUUUGUUCUGUUGAGUUUUGAGUGUCACACAACAUCUCCACACGUUAAAGUGCUGCUCUGUAACUUUACUGUAAUGUUAUAAUAUUGUGACCGUCCUCAUCUUGUUUUUUUUUUAAUGUAAAAUAGUGAUUUACCUGUGAGUCGUCCUGACAGACACAAAGCUGCUAUUUCACUCAAUUAAAACAUUUAAAUUAGAUUUCUCAGGUUUAAAUGUAUUUUUUGUAACAGAAAAUAAAUGUUUUCAA